GUUGGUGCUUGUCUCCUGGGAGUCUCCCGGGUGCUAGAUGUGCGGUACAUGGAAAAGGUGGAUGCGCUUGAAGGAUUUCAACAGAUCCGAAGGCUUCGCCCUGCAAGCGCAAGGAGGAGCCUGAUGUUGGCUCUGAAGGAGUAUUUUCUGGGAUUCAUCAACCCUGGCAAGCGUGUGGCCAAUCAGCUCUUGAAGAGGAAGAUGGGGCUGGAUGUCCUUGAACUGCACGCGCUCCGUAAAGUCAGUGGAGUGACUGGCUGGCACAGGCAAGCUCGAUCAAUCCUCGCGCGCUUCAUGGAAGAAAAGCUGAUUUGGAAGCUGGUCUUCCUUUACCAGGCCCACUGUCGCUGGUUCAGCUUCGCCACGCCCUCGCUGAAAGCAAGCUGCACACAGCGCUGUAUGGCUAUCCUUGCAAAGCUGCAUGGGGGCUGGGCUAUUGCAGCCAUUUUCUACGGUUCCACCGCCCUGGCUCCGGGUGAUCCUGAUUGCACCCCUCCAGAGGCGUUCCUCGACAAACUUGUCCGCAGUGCCACCAUUGCUUGGGUCUCUGCAGUCUUUGGGUCGGUGCCCAUC
Molecule: messenger RNA, 573 nt
Organism: Symbiodinium pilosum
Lineage: Eukaryota; Dinophyceae; Suessiales; Symbiodiniaceae
Source: the annotation of a GenBank genome assembly